CGCCGAGCAGCGCGGGCUUCGCCCGGCGACGUCCGCCGGCGGCGGCGAGGGGAGGAGUGGACGGCCGAGACUGAGCGGCGGCGGCUAGGGUUCCCGCGGGAGCGACCUGCGGAGCGCGUGAGGAACUGAGGUUAGUAUGGCAAUCAGCGUUGAUAUCGUCCAGCACUCGUAGUUCAGGUACCUCCCCUGCCAUUCUCUUGGAGCUUGAGGAAGUAGGAGAGCAUGGCGGACCACUUGUCAAGCGUGUUCAGCAGUCUCAGAGUUCUAUUCCAAGGUACUCAGAGUGGCAGCCUGUCGGAGCAGCUUGCUUCCGUGCCGGAGGAGGGCACCACCGGCUUCAUGGAUCCCUUGCCGCCGCUCUCGUACCGCGAGUCGAUCCGAAGCGUCGUUGUCUGGCCCGGAUGGGGCUUCUCCGCCCAGUCCGGUCAGAGCGGAUCCAACUACUACAGCAACUCAGGUGCCUCAAGUUCUUACAUGUCAUCCAACUACUCUGUCUGCUCCUCCGGCUCGGCGUUAGCUGCUGAAGCGGACUUCAGUGCCAGCGAGCUCACAAAGAUCGCUCAAAGAAUGGUCAGCGACGGUUACGUCAAGCGCAUAUUCCAAUCGUUCAUCGACUCAUCUUUCUCACCUAUAGUCAGAUGCGGUGGCCGUUUUUUGCUGGAGAAUUGGUUCGUCGAGCUUGACGUCGACUGGGUUCUCCAAAUGCGCGAGAACAAUGGCGAUAAGUGGCGCUUCCAGUUCAGGGACAUGUCUGCAUCGCGCCUCCAAGAAUUGGUCGAGAGGUGGAGCCGAGCUAUCACAAUAAUUGUUGUCAGUUUCAGAGAGCUGGUCGCUGUCAUCCAUGACGCGCCGGCAGUUGCGCAGUUUGGUAAAGCGAGCAUCUCACCAAUGCUCGCCUUUGUCGACGCCGUGAUCCAUGUUAAUGAGGCGGAGAAGCUACAGGCCCUGCUACACACAUACUUCUGUAUCUCCAGUGCAUCAUACAACAUGUCUAUGAUUCACGUCAUCUCUUCGGAAGCCCAAAGGAUUUUCAACGAGAUAAGCGCCUCGUUGGACAGAGAAAGGAAGAGGUUGAUUGCGGCAAUGUCAGGCACGAUGCGCCGAGGGUGGAAAAGUUAUAAUGAUCACAGGCAUCGGACAAUGGGAGGCGAGGAUUACAGGAACACUCGGCUGUUGGUGGAUUGCAUAAAGUUGAUAAGGAGAGCACAGGCAUCGGCAAAGAACUCUGCACAGAGCCACUACACUCGAGAGCUUCACGACCUGAUACAUGGAGAGAUCAGUUAUCUCAAGGAUCUACUUGCAAAAAUAUCGGCUAGGUGGUGGGGCAAAAGACGACAUGAAAAUCAUAGUGGUCACGAGGAUCUGCUUGUCAAAAUAUCGGCUUGGUGCUGGGACCCAAGCUUCAGGUACAUGUUCUUGCUUAACAAUUCAUAUUUCAUAGCGCAGGUGUCUGAGCCAUCGGCAUCUGUUGAGCUGUGCUCUGGACAUCAGCAGAGACUUGAACUUAUACCUGAAUGUGAGAAGUACAUUGAUGGUUAUCUUGAUGCUUCCUGGGGACAUGUGCUCUCCUGUAUACCAAAAUCGAGAUCUCCUGGAUUCAUCCAUCGUUGGAUCAACACCCCUUCACUGACCAAAUUCGAGUUAGCAUUUCGUGAAACGUACCAGGCUCAGAAGUUCUGGAAGGUUCCGGACCCUCAGCUCAGAGAUGUGCUGCGGAGAGCUAUCAUCGAGAGAGUCAUUCCAGGUUACCGUGACUACCUGAAGGAGCAUCCCUUGCUGGAGAAACAAGCUAGUGACGGAAGCAGCAGUCCCGAAGUUUUGGAGGAGAUGCUGGGAGAGCUAUUUGAAGGAUGAAAACUGCUUUUGAUGCAUCAAACAGGGACACCCGACAAAUAAGAGGCCGGAGUCAUGUUUCAUAAUUAUAUUUGAACUUCCUGUUUCGUUUUUAAGUGGAGUUGUAUUCUGAAUUCCAUUCCCCAGCAAAACAAAAAAGGUAUUCUGAAUUCUGUUGGUAGCUUAAUAAACGCCAGAUACUGUAUCAACUAGGCAUCAGCCGUGGGUGUGCUUUUAUUCGAUUUCAUGAUGCAUUCUGCUUC
This is a messenger RNA of Triticum dicoccoides, 2096 nucleotides long. RefSeq names its product exocyst complex component EXO70A1-like. Gene Ontology annotation, biological process: exocytosis. Gene Ontology annotation, molecular function: phosphatidylinositol-4,5-bisphosphate binding. The transcript has a single exon. Gene Ontology annotation, cellular component: exocyst. Lineage: Eukaryota; Viridiplantae; Streptophyta; Magnoliopsida; Poales; Poaceae. The record is from RefSeq and is a predicted model, not a curated record. The coding region runs from base 223 to 1854 and encodes 543 amino acids.